Messenger RNA from Diorhabda carinulata, 4484 nucleotides. RefSeq names its product D-2-hydroxyglutarate dehydrogenase, mitochondrial (gene D2hgdh). Gene Ontology annotation, molecular function: FAD binding; catalytic activity. Lineage: Eukaryota; Metazoa; Arthropoda; Insecta; Coleoptera; Chrysomelidae. Bases 348 to 1913 code for a protein of 521 amino acids. Gene Ontology annotation, cellular component: mitochondrion. The transcript is spliced from 9 exons. The record is from RefSeq and is a predicted model, not a curated record.
UUCUCACCGCUGUCUAUCGAGCAACCCAAACAAUUUUUUCGCCCGCCAUGGAUGAGAAUUGUGAUAUAUUGUUUGGACAAAUUAUGUGAAUUUAGUUUAUUAAUCUAAAAGCGCAGUGAUUACGUAACGAAAUAAUUACUUAUUUUGGAUACUGAGAGUGUUUAUAUUUACAUAGAAAUAUUUUAUCGAUAAUACUGAAUGAGUUUCGGUGUUACAAGUGCAUGAUUCGAAAGUGAGGUUAUGUGUUUCGUUUAUUUGUGAACAUCAAGAUUAUCUUCGACACAAAAGGUUUUUAAUAACAUUCGUGGAAUAAUUCAAAAUUCCCCUUUUCCGUCUAACAGCGCCACAUGUUUCUCAAGGGAGUCCGACAGUUGAUCGGGCCGCUCUCCCAAUCCCCGGGGAGGCGCCCUUUCCCAGCGAGACCCUCGCUAGAGCGGCCCUUCCAGUUUUCCAGACAACUCGCCAGCGCAGGCACGCUACCGCAGUUAACUAAGGACCGAUAUCCUUAUGUGAAAAGAGGUCAAUACGCCAACUUAGAUCACCAUCACUUGAAAUACUUCAAGGAUUUACUUGGACCAAAUCGCGUUAUUACAGAUACGGAUGAAUGUCAAGGUUUCAACAUUGACUGGAUUCGAUCUGUUAGAGGUUAUAGUCAAUGUGUCCUAAAACCAAAAACUACUGAAGAGGUUUCCAGUAUACUAUCAUUUUGUAAUGAACAUCGUCUUGCCGUUUGUCCACAAGGUGGAAAUACUAGCCUAGUAGCAGGAUCUGUUCCUGUAUUCGAUGAAGUCGUUCUUUGGACCGGAUUGAUGAACGAAAUUAUCCAUUUAGAUGAUACCUCAGGUGUUCUGACUUGUCAAGCUGGUUGUAUACUCGAAAACCUAGAAAAUUACGUAGCGAAUCAUGAUUUGAUGAUACCUUUAGACCUUGGCGCUAAAGGAUCCUGUCACAUUGGAGGAAAUGUAUCCACAAACGCCGGCGGUUUAAGACUUUUACGCUACGGUAACCUACACGGAAGCAUCCUCGGUAUAGAAGCCGUUAAAGCAGACGGCGAAGUAAUCGACUGCUUGAACACUUUAAAAAAAGACAAUACGGGAUAUCAUUUGAAACACCUCUUCAUAGGAUCCGAAGGAACCUUAGGAGUUGUUACUAAAGUUGCGAUUAGUUGUCCAACGAAACCCAAAGCUAUCAACGUGGCGUUACUGGGUUUAAAUUCGUUCGAAGAAGUUUUGAGAACACUGAAAAAAGCCAAAAGAGAAUUAGGAGAAAUUUUAUCAUCGUGCGAAUUAAUCGACAAUUUAUGUAUGGAUCUAGUUUUGAAACAUUUGAAGGUCCCACCGCCCAUCGGUCAACAUAACUUUUACAUGUUGAUAGAAACCCAUGGAAGUAACUUGAUACACGACGAGGAGAAGACGAAUUCGUUUUUGGAGAAUGUUAUGAACGAAGGUUUAGCUUUGGAUGGUACAACAACGAACGAAGUCAGCAAAAUGAAGUCUAUAUGGGAUUUGAGGGAAAGGAUAACCGAGGCGCUUCUUCACGACGGAUACAUCUUCAAAUAUGAUAUUUCUCUUCCGACUGAAAGUUUCUAUUCUUUGGUUGAAAUAAUGAAAGAACGGUUGGGUGAUAGGUCUCAUAGAGUUUGUGGAUACGGACACCUUGGCGAUGGUAAUAUCCAUUUGAGUAUCUCAGUGUCUGAAUUCACCAAAGAAAUCCUGGAUCUUAUUGAACCGUACGUUUACGAAGUCACCUCAAAGUUCAAGGGAAGUGUGAGCGCUGAACACGGAAUCGGAUUCAGAAAACCGAAAUACAUGCAUUAUUCCAAAAGUAACGAAGCUAUAAUGUUAAUGAAACAUAUAAAAAAUCUCAUGGAUCCCAAUGGCAUCCUCAAUCCAUAUAAAGUGUUACCACCUUAAAGUAAUUUGUAUAAGAACAUUCCGAGCAGAAAUUCACUAACUAGUUUUUGAUUUUUACACAAUUUACUCGUUGCAACAAAUUUUCCUACUUUUCUAUCCCAGAGUGUGUAUUAAAUUUAUUUAUAACAAAUUCCUGUUUAUUAUAAACGAAUCACUUACAAAAUUUGUUCAAUGAAAAUAAUUUUCCACGACAAAUAAUAAAUUGAUAUACUCAAUUAUUUAUUAGUCGAUACAACAAAAUUUAUUGUUUAUGUAUAAAAUUAGUAAAUAACAAAAUUUCUAUUCCAAGUUGUAGCGAAGACUAUUUUUUGAUUUACUAGCAGAAAAAAUUUUAUAUUAAACUUACCAAGCCAAAAAAUUUUGUAAUUGAUUUACAUAUUUUUGUAUUGAAUACACAUUUUUUUAAAUUAAUAAAAUAUAUUCAAUUCAUGUCUUACCCCUCAUGUGAAGCUAAGAAUUUGGAUUAAUUGGUCUCUAUCUGUCACUAAUGUGAUAAUUCUAUAGAAUAAAACAAUAGUUAUUAUUUUUUUUACAAUGGGGAGCCUUGUUGGUCCCAAUUACUUUGGUAAUCCCUUUAGAGUCCCUUUGACACAGUUCACAGCUAUCCAGAACAGAGAAUUUAAGGCUCCACCUUCUUUCUUGGUAUAAUUCAUGGUUCCCUCAUUGUUCUUGGCGAUUUUAAUAACUCCCUUUUCGUUCUUGGUGAUUUUAAUAGCUCCAUCUUCGUUUUUUAUGAUAAAAAUGACUCCAUCUUUGUUCUUUGGUUAUAUUCAUGGCUCCAUCUUCGUUUUUUAUGAUAAAAAUGACUCCAUCUUUGUUCUUUGGUUAUAUUCGUGGCUCCAUCUUUGUUCUUGUUAAUAUUCAUGACUCAAUCUUCCUUCUUGAUGUUAAAUAUGGCUCCAUCUUUGUCCUUGGCAACUUUCACUGUUCCAUAAUAACAAUGGCUCCAUCUUAAUUCUUUGGUUAUAUUCAUGGCUUUGUUCUUGGUAAUAUUCAUGACUCAUUCUUCUUCGUUCUUGGUAAUAUCUAUAGCUAAAUCUUCGUAUUUUGGUUAUAUUCAUGGCUCCAUCUUCAUUGUUGAUGAUAUUAAUGACUCAAUCUUCGUUCUUGGGGAUAUUCUUGCCUUGUCCUAAUUGCUCUAGUCAUCCCUUUACAAUUUCCUUGGUUGCCCUUGCCGUAGCUAUCCAGAACUGGAGAAUUUAUUGCUCUUUUCUAGUUUUUGGUGAUAUUCUUGGUGUUUCGCUCUACAAUUGGAGAACUUCUGGCAUCAUCGUUUUUGGUGAUAUCAAUGACUCCAUCUUCGUUCUUGUUGAUAUUCAUGGUUCCAUUUUCUUCUUCAUUCAAAAUGUACCCAAAGUUAGCAGUUAUUACUAUAAUUCAUAAUGAAAAAAACUUUGUUAGUCCUGAUUGCAUUGAUAAUCCCUCCACAGUCCCUUUUGUUUCCGUUGCUAUAGCUUGCAGCUGUCCAGAACUAGAGAAUUUUCUAGACGUUUCUGUCUUUGAAGCAAGGCUCUUCGGAUAUGUCAAAUUCGAAGAAUUUUCCUCCAUAAGAGCUCGAUACUUUCCUUUUUUAUUCCACUGAACUUCCAUUAGCUCUGGGAUUAGACCUACUAGAAUCUUUGCCUUCCUUCUACUCAACUACAAUAUUUUCCCUGUCAAAACUGAGGGGGUUUUUCCCACUUAUGACGUUUUCGAUCUGUUUACAACCAUAUAAUUGGACCCAUGCCUUUUUUUUCGUUUAACACAGUUUAAAGUUUUCCUCAAUCCAGUAGUACUGAUUUGAAUCCUUUCAGAGAUUCACUGACUCAAAGUUUGGUCAUGUCGUUGGCAAUCCCUUUGCCCCUGAGUUCUUUAUAUCCAGGAUCCAAGUGCAGUAGUCCUUUCUCAAGUUAGCUAAUCAAGUGACUUGUACCAUUCCAGAAUCGACUCAACGAAACCAAAGAUUGUUUUUGACAAAGACCUUCAACCUAUUUAUGCUCAAAAUUAUUUUUUAGUGGAACUGGGAGAUUCAAGCUCACCAGUGUGGUAGGAAAGCUUUUCAUAUAUUGAUAUAGGAAAGUGGAAAUUAAUCUUUGAUUAGAACAAAUAUCUUUUUGUCUAUCUGUUUUACAACUGUUUGGAUAUUGUUCGGAAAAUUUUGUUUUGAACUAAUCAGCAUCACAGGGAAAAGAAAAAUGAUAAAAUAGGUACUUAUAUAACUUCAAAUAUUUACCUCUUUUUUUCCUUUUCACUAGUUUUCUUCAUCUUCAAUACAAAAAUAUUGAAAAUCAAUCAAUAUUUCAUUCAAAAGUAAUAAAAAAUCAUAAUUUCCUCAUUAACAAAUAUUAAUCGACACAAAAUGAGAAAAUUGUAAAUGGAAGACGUUGUCAAAUGUACAGAUAUAUUUUUAUAUUUGGCGAAUCUGAAAUUUAUCUACCUACGUCCCUUUUCUCCUACUUGUACCGUUUUUACAUAAAAAAUUUUGUGUCUACGUUUUCACAUUUUUUGCUCGCUAUGAAUUUAUUAGAAUAUUUGUUAUCUUCAAUUUGUUAUAUUGUUAUUAAAUUUUGAAAAUAUAUUUUAUUCAAAAAA